Messenger RNA from Anarrhichthys ocellatus (wolf-eel), 1836 nucleotides. RefSeq names its product glutamate receptor ionotropic, NMDA 3A-like. Gene Ontology annotation, cellular component: membrane. Gene Ontology annotation, molecular function: ligand-gated monoatomic ion channel activity. The record is from RefSeq and is a predicted model, not a curated record. The transcript has a single exon. NCBI's taxonomy places the organism in Eukaryota, Metazoa, Chordata, Actinopteri, Perciformes, Anarhichadidae. The annotation marks the transcript as partial.
UUUCUUCAACAAUAACUAUUUUAACAGAGACGAAAGGAGUUUAAUUCAGAAUAACAUGACUAAAACGUGAGAAUACCUUUGUCACAUUUCUAUUUUUAAUUCAAGUGUGAGUGACCCUCGUUCAUUCUGAAACCACACCCGUGCUUGCAAUCGGGCACUAAUUAUUUUAGAUAGCCAAUUUUCUAUGGGCCCUCUGCAGUCGCAGGAAGCACUGCGAUGAUCUGCAGGAAACACUGAGAUCAAGACAAGCUACAGGUUUGAGGGGUUUUAAAGGUUCAACUGCUGCAUUCAGUUUAGUGACAGGAAAGAUCAAACACAUUGACAGGAAAUUAAAUUACACUCAGACUGAGAGAUAAAAACCUCUGAGGACGGAUUAUCAGCUGCAGCAGGAGAAAAGAACAAAAGAGAUAAAAGAGAGAGCGUGAGGAGAAACAGAAACAUGAAGGUUAAUAUGAAGUCAGAUCACAGACUCAUCACACUGACAUCUGAACGUGAAAUGCUUUCAGAGUUAUCAGUAAAUAUAAAGACAGUAACAUCAGGUUAUUACGUUUGUGGUGUUAAACUUUUUCCAUGAUGCUAGCACCUAAACAAAAUCCCGAGGAUACAUCCUCUGAGGACCACGAAUAUUCACUGCAUAGUUCAAAACAAUCUGCCCAACUGAGACUGUGACUUGAGAAGAGUUGUUAAGUGUGGAACUCUGUCCUGGUUCUAGAAGCACUUUACCCACUCUGUCUGUCUGCUGCUCUGUUUUAUUGUGUAAACAAAUAAAUCUAAAUCUGAUUUGUGUAUUAAAAGAGACUAAACAGCCUACUUUUACAGAAAACCACGGCUUUCUGUAAAGAAAACGAGUACAAGGUUCAACCCCUGUUAUUUUGCUCAACAAAAGAUCAUUUUGCUGUACAUCAGUUUGUUUCUCUAGGUUGUGAAAUCUUAGAACCUGGAUAUCUCAAAACCACCCAGAGAACAGAUCAAACCUCAUCUGGUGUGUGUGUGUGUUAGCUGCCGUUUUCUUUCUUUUUUGUUUUUCUGUCCUACAGGUUCCUGUCCAACACGUCUUUCUCCGGUCUCACAGGUCCAGUACGAGUCCACCAGAACAGGUCUCAGGUCCUCACCUCACAGCGUUUCCACAUCUGGAGCUUACGACGGGACGCGCUGGGUCAGCCCACCUGGGUGACGGUGGGCAGUUGGGAGGGAGGCCAGCUGCAGGUGGAGGACCAGGUAGUCUGGCAGGAGGCCAAACCUCGCCACACAACAGAUGGCAUGAGCGGGAGGACGAAGGGCCGCUGGAGGCCGGGGAUGCCGGUGGUGGGGAGUCGGGUUCGGGUGGUCACACUGGUAGAGCAUCCCUUCGUUUUCACAAGGGACGUGGACGAAGAGGGCAGCUGCCCAGCCGGACAGUACUGCCUGGACGCCAGCACCAACAGCUCGGAAACAUUGGAGAGAUUCUUCAGGGAGGUGGCCGGAGGGAACAGCAGCUUCCUGCCUGCAGAGCACAGCAAGUGUUGCUACGGUUACUGCAUCGACCUGCUGGAGAAACUGGCCGAGGACCUGGGCUUCGAGUUUGACCUUUACAUCGUAGGAGACGGAAAGUACGGAGCGUGGAAGGGGGGGCGCUGGACUGGGCUCGUGGGAGAUCUUCUGAACGGACUGGCAGACAUGGCCGUAACCUCCUUCAGUAUCAACUCCGCUCGGAGCCGAGUGAUUGACUUCACCUCGCCCUUCUUCUCCACCAGCCUGGGCAUCCUGGUGCGCAGUAAGGACACUGCGGCCCCCAUCGGAGCCUUCAUGUGGCCCCUGCACUGGUCCAUGUGGGUGGGCAUCUUCCUGGCGCUGCAC